CACUCCGUCUGAUGUGAUGUUCACCCCGCAACAGCUCGGCAGUGCGGUGGCACGCCGCUGCUUCAGCCUGACACAUCGCUGCGCUCCACCAAUAAAAGGCAAACUUUACCAAACUGUUACGCCGCCUGCUCAGGGCCAGUCUAACCAGGGCUUUGUUUUAAACUCCAGUGCUUGUCACUUGGUAGUUGGAGAGAGACCCAGCGUCGUGAUUUACCGCCAGUCUCGUGACAGGUUAAUUUCCAUGGAAACAGUGCUCGAGCGCUGAGAGGAAAUUGUCCGCGUUAACUUCAGCAUCAACCUCCCCAACAGGGUCGGACAAACCUGUUGGAUAUCCAUAAAUAUUUGUUUUUCUUUUGAGGUUUACUUUUCUGUGUUUUCAGCAGCAGACAGGUGAGGAUGAUGGAGCCCAAAACAGAGAAGAAGUUCCACAACUUAACUCUUGAUCAAGUCCAAGCUCUCGACAAAGUGCUGACCGAGGUGAUCCCUAUCCAUGGACGGGGAAAUUUCCCCACCCUCCAGGUGAGAGCAAAGGACAUCAUUCGCGUGGUGAAGGAUCGGCUGAUGGAAAGAGACAUCCAGGUUAAAGACAUACGCCUUAACGGAGCGACCGCCAGUCACGUCCUGGUGAGGGACAAUGGCCUAGGCUACAGAGACUUAGACAUCAUCUUUGGAGUAGAACUGCCCAGACAGGAGGACUUCCAGGUGAUUAAGGAAGUGGUGCUGGGCAGCCUGCGAGACCUCCUCCCGUGUGGGGUCAACAGGCGGAAGAUCACAUGUCUCACAAUGAAGGAAGCAUACGUGCAGAAGAUGGUGAAAGUUUUCAAUGAGCACGACAGAUGGAGCCUGAUCUUGCUUUCUAACAACAGGGCUAAAACGGUGGGGCUCAGGUUUGUCAGUUCCCUUCGCAGGCAGUUUGAGUUCAGCGUGGACUCCUUCCAGAUAAUCCUGGAUCGCAUGCUGGAGUCCUACUGGGAGACUGAAAGGAAACAAGAAGGGAAGAUGGUGCUGGAUGCUGGACGUUUGUCUAAAGGUGACAGCAACAAGGAUGAUGACAAAAAGCGAGAACAAUCAUGUGGUCCUGAAAGUGCCGAAGAGGGGAAAGAUUCAGCAAUGACUGCUAGCUUGGAUCCUCCCCAUCUUGAAGAGGCCAUUUCUGGAUUAGCUAAAGAUCUUCCAUGUGGAGAGGAAGAUGGAAGGUGUGAGGCGGAGCAGGUGUUGGAACCUGUAAGAGACCCUGUGCAGCAGGUGGAAGAAGACGGCCUUGAGGAUGUUCAUUCAGAGGAGGACAUAUCAGAAGUGUUUGAACUUUGUGCAGAAAGCGGAGAACAAAAAGAAUUGUUUAGUCAUGAUGUCCCCUUAGAACCAGAACGUUUAUCCACAGAUGGCAUGGAUCCACUGGUGACACAUGCAUGUUUAAAACUACAGAGUGAUGAAGACCUGCGCAAGGCACUGGUUUCUGAGUCUGUAGCUGCUGAAAAGUCUGCUUCACGGGAACAAACCCGUGGUGAAAAUAGUUCACAGUUAAAAGUAGACACCGCGUUCUGCAGGACUGAAAACUCCUCAGCUCCACAAGAUUCACCAUUUGAAUUUUCCUUUCCUCCUCCAGCUAAAAAGACUUGCAGUACAUCACAAGAUAUCAUCCCGGAGUACUGCCCUUUACCGAAAUUACAAAGAAAAAUGUCUCGGAAGCUGAUCAACAAGCCUGAAAAGUGGUCUCUACUGACCGAUGUAUCUGACCUUACGACGCAGCUCUUUCCACCCUUACAAUUACUCAAACCUCUCGAGGAUAAUGCACAAACUCAAGGCUCAAAUUUUUUGUGCUCAAAGUCAGAACACACUGAAGGAAAAGAGGACCCUACGGUACCCACAAUCAUUCCAGUCGGUGCACUUCAGGAAGGGAUGGGUUCUGGUGAAAAUGCAAAGCGAAUUGUGAGGCCGAAACAGUUAAAGAAGCCUCCCGAUUUAGAGGUUCUAAGUCAGACAUGUGCACCAAACAUUUCCUCAAAAGCCGAGGAAACUUUUGAGGCAGCAGACACUGUCCCAAAUGGAUCAGACGCAUGGGUCAGGGCAGAAGGCGAGCCCAUCCUCACCGUUGAAGCUGAAUGCAUGUAUGGGGACUUUGAGCAGGCGAUGGACCACCUUCGACAUCGUCUCAUUGCCACCCACAACCCUGAGGAGAUCCGUGGAGGCGGACUGUUGAAAUACAGUGACCUGCUGGUGAGGAACUUCAGGCCGGCCAGCGAGGCUGAGAUCAAGUCUCUGGAGCGUUACAUGUGCUCCCGCUUCUUUAUCGACUUUCCCGAUGUGAGCGAGCAGAAGCGUAAAAUCGAGGCUUACUUGCAGUGCCAUUUCAUCGGCAGUGAGGAGGCAAGCAAAUAUGACUAUCUGAUGACCCUUCGGCGAGUGAUAGAUGAAAGCACGGUGUGUCUGAUGGGACACGAGAGGAGGCAGACCCUUAACAUGAUCACGGUCCUGGCUCUGAGGGUGCUGGGCGAACAGAACGCCAUCCCCAACACAGCAAACGUCACCUGCUUCUACCAGCCGGCGCCUUACAUGACGGAGCCCAUUUACAACAGCUACUACAUCACUCAGGCCCAGCCCCCGUUGGUCUACCACCCCUACCCGCUGCAUGUCCACAUGCAAACUGGACUAGUGUAGCUAAACUGCUCUCGUGUUGGCAUGUGGCCUGCUUUCAGCAUGGUGCUCUGCAAACAGAGGCACAAAUGGAAGAUUUAGCAACAACAGGCAUCCUCGGGUGCAGUGUUCAUGUUUUUAAACCCCUCCUGCUUAUAACAUGAGAGAUGAUGAGAGGUCAGGACUGAGAAAGACCUGGAGGUGGACGUGCACCCUGUCAAAGACCUGUCGGAGAGGAUUUUCAAAUCAAAGUUGAAGGACUUUUUGGUUCAGAUUUGGAGGGCUCUGUGCCGAUGCUGUACUGAAGGGGUUGUAAUGUGCUCGGUCUUUAUGGCUGGACUUCUCCAAUCUAUGAAAUAUAUCCCGUCAAACACCUGAUGGCUUCUAAAAUCUUGGUUUUGGAUCAAGUUUGAGUCACGAUGAGAAAAGCCACUGUUGUGCUGUUGUGAAUCAUUCGUCUCUAUGGAGUAAACGUGUGACCAUAUCUGUGUGGACGUAACAGAGUUUCUGUGGGUAUAAAUUAGAUUGUGGUACUUUCAUAAUGUGGUAAAUUGUGUAUUUGUGAACGUUCAGAGGAAGGUUUUGUGUUUUCUUUGACUUAAAAAAAAUUAGCCGAUGAGGAAAUGCUUCUGCUAAGAUGCUAAAAACAAUCCGAUUUUUUAAUUAACCGAAGCUAAAAGUAGUGUAAAGCUGAAGCGACGUGAGAAAAUAUAGUAAAAAUAUAAGUUUUAGUAAACACACGUAUUACUGUUCUUGCUUUUUCUUUCAAUAUUCAUUAAUGAUUCAGUAAUUUAAACUCACAAUUGCUGGGCCUUCUUUUUCAAUUAAUGUCUACAAUCUAGACUAUCACAGUUGGUAUUGUGCUCACUGAUAUUGCUUUGUAUAUUUUUGUUUUAUUGUGUGACUCAAAAACAGAACAAAUGUUUCCAAUAUUUUAAAACUUAAUGUCAAAAUAAGAUUGUUUUUAGUUGGUGGUUUUUCUGGUUUUGAGGAGGUUUGUUUUUGAAAAUGAAGCAGUCGAUUCAACAGCGCCGAAAAACAGCUGAGGUUGAGACUAUAGGGGGCAGCAGCGCUAGCCUGGCCUGCCAGACUUCUCCUCUGUUUAAUUCUGCACAGAGAAAGGGUCUGGGAACUCUCCUAUUCAAAUAACCCCACCCCGUGAGAAAUCUAACCGAGCCAAUCAGCGCUGAGUGGCGUACGUCACACACCACAUUGCCGAGUUUGUUGAACAUGGCGACUGAAGCGGAGUUCACUGCGGCUCUUUCCUCUGUUCUAAAUGACUUGAAUGUCUUUAAAACAACAAGUAGAAGCGCUAAAAGCCUUUCUUGUAAAGAAAGAUGUUUGCGCUGUUGCCAGACGCCAUUUUUUACUACAGCAAUAAAACUACAGCGUUGCUGACGUCACACACAGCGACACUCAGUUUCUCAUAAACAACAAAGACAGCGGCGGGGUUCGCUGUGGCUCUUUCCUCUCUUCUAAAUGACUUGAAUGUCUUUAAAACCACAACAAAUAGAAGCGCUAAAAACCUUUCUUCUAAAAAAGUAAAAGAUGUUUGCGCCAUUGCCAGACGUCUUUCUUUUUACUACAGCUAAAAAACUACAGUGUCACGCAGUACAGUUCGCAUUUCCGUCUUUUUUCUGGUUGGUUAUUUUUGAGCUGCCUAGUCCCGCCCCUCAUUUGUCUCUCUGCCUGUGAGUUACCAGACUAGUUCUCUGUGCAGAAUUAAACAGAGGACGAGUCUGGCAGGCCAGGCUAGCAGUUCCUAAAUCAUUGCAGUCAAUCAAUAUUUUUGUGUUACUAAGACCAUACCAUCAGAUGACCAUUAGGCCCAAAAAUCACAGAGAGCGCAAUUUUUGAACGAGUACUUCGUCAACCUCCAGCAAAAUGACGGACUCCCGUUCAUCACUGACAAUGAGUGAAAAGGUAUAUGUGUAAAACAACAACGUUUAUAAAUGGCAAAAGUUUUGUAACAGCUUGUUACUAAUCAGUAAAUGUGUUUUGUCAUCCUGGGCUCACGUAGAAGGAAACAUGGCGUCUAAUAUUGCGUCCCCCAGAGACUAAGACCCGCUCCCGUGUGUUUUAGACUCGGUUUAUAUGGUUAUUUGUUACAAAGCUGCCAAUAUUUUUUAAAAACUGAGCAUCAUUCAAUCAAUUUUCAAUAACAUUUCAUUGGAUAUUUCCAGAGAUUAAUGGUAAAACUACACAUUGUCACUUAAAUUCUUAUAUCUUCUUGGUAUCUUAACUAAAAAGCAGAAAUCUGCUCAAUUACCAGCUUAAAAGUGACUCAUUUGAAUUAAAACAGCAAUGAACUGAAACUUCCUCUAGGUUAAGUAUACAGAUUGUGUGGCUAACAUGUGGAGUGUUUUAUUUUUUUCUUUCUGUGAAUUCUUGCAUCAAUAAUAAAAAGCUCCAAAAGAUCUCCCAUGAUCAGCACGAUGAAAGAUCCACGACAGAGUUCACCUCAAGGUCUACGUUAGAUUCUUGUCUCCUUUUGGAGUCAGGCGGUGAUGGUUCUGUUUGUUAGCAGAAUCUCACAUGGAUCACUCACUGGAUGCUCGUCUGCUGUUGGUUAACUCUUAACCCGAAUCAGGAUGGCUACCACCGCUGAUCGAGAUCUCUGAACUCUGGCUCCAUCACUUCUCAAAGCUCAUUUCAUGUGAUGCUCACAGACUGUGUGCAAUGUUUGCAGUACUGGAUGAAGUGUUAUUCCUCUCCAUCUCCAUGUGGUUGUUCAGAAACAGUGCUUAGUGUUUUAAACAAAGGUCACACCGAUGCACGGGUGAGGACAUGUGACCUCACGACGAUCGAAGCACAAUGUAAAUGAACUUAGAUAUUGUGGAGUCAUGGAGGUGUUUGACAUGCUUGUGAAGUAUAAAACUGCUUGUUCCAAGUGUAACUUAUUUAAGGUUUGUUGUGUGCUCUAGAGGAACUGUCAUAAUUGUAAAAAAUAUAUAAAACGAUCAAAUAAUCAUGUUAUGAUCUGUUGUUGCUCACACUGUUGUGUUAAUGUGACAAUAAAUGUAAUAAAUGAGAUUUCUGUUCGUAGUUUUCUCUUCUAAUUCUCUGUUUUAGUGUUUAAGAUUAAAGGAUGGAUCUCAUGCCUUUAUCUCUCGCUGCUUUGGGCAAGAUAUUGGUACAUUGGUCAGCCAUAACAUUAUGACCACUGAAAUUUUUGCGGGUCCCUCUUUUGUCUUGUCAAAAUGAUGACAAAGAACAACCUGGAACUUCUGGUCGAGGUUGUUGGGGCAGCAGGAAGGUACAGUCUCUGCAAAUUCCACCAGUUGCCAUCAGAAAUUUAGGAUUUUUAUUUUUAGACGCAUUUGUACAAAUACUAUCGCAGUGAUCAGAAAUUUACAAUCAGCACACUCCUGGUCUUCUUCAUAAAGAAUGUUUCGUUCAGACAUGACAGUGAUAGUUAAGUGGCUUAAAUGACUAUAAAAAGCUUUCAAAGGCUAAAACACUGCCUACUGUCAAGCACGGCGGUGGUAACAACAUGAUUGUAGUGCACAAAGUGAAUUAAAUGCUUGCUAGAUGGUCGGGUUUCAGAGAAAACUAUGAUCCUAAUCAGAACUUGUUUUUAAUUGGCUAAAACAGGCUAGCAUUAGCUCUCUGUUUACAACCCCAUCUUAACUUGAUUGAACAGAUAUCGCAGGAAACCAACCAAUUUAAAUAAACUCUACCAAAAAUAUACUGACAGAAUUACAGGUGCUGUCAUAAAAUUUGAAUAUCAUGACAAUGUAGGUUUAUUUCAGUCAAUCCAGAUUCAUUUUUAAAAACAGACUUGGAUAUUUCAAAUGUGUAUUUAUUUUAUUUUUGAUUACUGUGACAACUAAUGAAACUCCUGAAUUCAAUAUCUCAGAAUAUUACAAUAUCGAUUAAGAGCAAUGCAAAAAAAAAAAAAAAAGGACUUUCAGAAAUGUUGGUCAACUGAAAAGUAUGAACAUAUACUCAAAAUGUAGUUGGGGCUCUUUGGCCUGGAUUACUGCAGCAAUGUGACGUGGCAUGGAGUUCAUCAGUCUGUGACAUUGCUCAGGUGUUAUGAGAGCCCGUGAUACUCUGAGAGCCUUCAGCUCUUCUCAAUUAUUGGGUCUGGUGUAUUGCAACUUCUUCACAAAAUCUCAUGGAUUUCCUACAGGGUUAAGGUCAGGUGGGUUUCAAUCAAUAACAGGGAUACCAUGGUCCUUAAACCAGGUACUGGUAACUUUGACAUUUUGUGCAGAUGCCAAGUCCUGUUGGAAAAUGAAAUCUGCAUCUUCAUAAAGUUGGUCAGCAACAGCAGGAAUCAUGAAAUGCUCCAAAACGUCCUGGUAGAUGGCUGUGUUGACUUUGGACCUCAGAAAACACAAUGGACAGACACCAGCAGAUGACAUCGUACCCCAAAUUAUCAAUGGCUCUGGAAACCUUACACUGGAGCUCAAGCAGCAUGGAUUCUGUGCCUCUCCUCUCUUCCUCCACACUCUGGGACCUUGAUUUCCAAAGGAAAUGCAAAAUUUACUUUUAUAAGAGAACAUAACUUUGGACCACUCAGCAGCAGUCCAGUCUUUUUUGUCUUUAACCCAGGUGAGACACUUCUGACAAUGUCUCUUGUUCUAGAGUGGCUUGACACAAGGAAUGUGACAGCUGAAACUCAUGUCUUGCACACAGUACAUCUGUACGUGGUGGUUCUUGAACCACUGACUCUAGCUGCAGUCCACUCUUUGUGAAUCUCCCACAUUUAUGAAUGGGGUUUGACUCACAAUCCUCUCCAUUGUACCUGUUUUUGUGCACUUUUUUCUACCACGUCUUGUCUUUCCCUUCACCUCUCUAUUAAUGUGCUUGGACACAGAGAUCUGUGAACAGCCAGCCUCUUCAGCAAUGACCUGUUGUGUCUUGCCCUCCUUGUGCAACGUAUCAAUGGCCAUAUUUUGGACAUCUGUCAAGUCAGCAGUCUUCCCCACGAUUAUGUAGCCUACAGAACUAGACCGAGACCAUUUAAAGGUCUUUGCAGGUGUUUUGAGUUAAUUAGCUGAUUAGAGUGUGGCACCAGGGCUCUUCAAUAUUGAACCUAUUGAUACUGAGUUUGGGAUUUUCAUUAGUUAUCAGUUACAACCUUCAAAAUGAAAAAAGAAAUUGAAACAUAUCAGUCUAUGUGUAAUGGAUGAAUGUAAUAUGCAAGUUUCCUUUUAUGAAUGGAUUUACUGGAAUAAAUCUACUUUGUCAUGAUUUUCUAACCAGCACCUGUGUACCAGAAGUAUGUUGAGACUUUUAAACAAAUUUUAAAGAGGGCAAAUGUAUUAAAUUGGGCUUGCUUGUGGAAAGUUCACUACAAAUUCAUUUGUUUUAAAAUAUCUGAUCAGGCCUGGAAUCACUCCUGACAUAUUCACUAAGUGUUUUAAGGGUAACACAUCUUACUUUAUUUUUCCUUUGCUUAUAUUCAACUAGAUGACGAUUAAUACGGACUGCAUCUCUUCUGCUCAGCUGAGUAUCUAAUCCUCUACUAAUCCAGAUGUUCAACAUCUGCUCUUCCUGUUGAAACUCAGCCUUUAAAUCAUCACAUUUUAGUCACUGUUAUCAACUUUCUAAAAUUAUUGCAAUCAGGAUGUUGUAAAAUUUGAUUAAUCUUUAUACAAAAUUUCCAUCUAAUAUCACCCUAAAAGCCAGUUUUCUCUGUGACUUAGGUGUGUCGGAGCCCAGUGCGUCAUCAUUUAACCUUGUUUGUUCCUCGUCUGAGUCAGCCCCAGCUUUCAGCGCAUUAAUGCUGCCGUUGAGUACAUUCAACUUUAUGAGCAAGCGUCCAUCACAGUAAACGGACA
Molecule: messenger RNA, 8426 nt
Organism: Nothobranchius furzeri (turquoise killifish)
Lineage: Eukaryota; Metazoa; Chordata; Actinopteri; Cyprinodontiformes; Nothobranchiidae
Product: terminal nucleotidyltransferase 5D
Biological process (GO): mRNA stabilization
Molecular function (GO): poly(A) RNA polymerase activity; RNA binding
Source: RefSeq, a predicted model, not a curated record